Messenger RNA from Cheilinus undulatus (humphead wrasse), 2332 nucleotides. RefSeq names its product zinc finger protein 771-like. NCBI's taxonomy places the organism in Eukaryota, Metazoa, Chordata, Actinopteri, Labriformes, Labridae. The coding region runs from base 1 to 1461 and encodes 486 amino acids. The transcript is spliced from 4 exons. The record is from RefSeq and is a predicted model, not a curated record.
AUGUUUUCAGUGGAGAGGUUUAGAGAUGUCGUCAAAGAGCGGCUAACUGCUGCAGCUGAGGAAAUAUGUGACGGUGCUACAAGAGCUGCCGUCGAGUACGAGGCAGAGAUCAACCGUCAGCGCAGAAUGCUGGAUAUCGUUUGGAACCCUCACACCCUCUUACACAGAAUAGAUGUCCCACAGCAACAUGUGUGUAAGGAGGAGGAGGAUGAGCAGCAGCUCUGUCACCAGGAGAGGAAGUCCAGUCUGGACCAGGAGGAGCCAGAGCCUCCACAGAUGAAAGAGGAGCAGGAGGAAGAGUGGAUCAAACAGGAGGAGACUGACAUGUUGAUUAUGACUCCUAAGGAGGAGGAAAACGUCCCACAGCAACAUGUGUGUAAGGAGGAGGAGGAUGAGCAGCAGCUCUGUCACCAGGAGAGGGAGUCCAGUCUGGACCUGGAGGAGCCAGAGCCUCCACAGAUGAAGGAGGAGCAGGAGGGAGAGUGGAUCAAACAGGAGGAGACUGACAUGUUGAUAAUGACUCCUACUCAGGAGGAAAACGUCCCACAGCAACAUGUGUGUAAGGAGGAGGAGGAUGAGCAGCAGCUCUGUCACCAGGAGAGGGAAUCCAGUCUGGAACAGGAGGAUCCAGAGCCUCCACAGAUGAAAGAGGAGCAGGAGGAAGAGUGGAUCAAACAGGAGGAGACUGAUAUGUUGAUAAUGACUCUUCAGGAGGAAAGUGAGAACAGAGAAGCAGAUGGACAACAUGAACACCAGCUCCUUUCUCACAACUUACUUACUCUGCCUUACUCCUGCAGCACCUGUGGAAUCAGAUUCAGUGAGAAAUCAAAUUUAGAUUAUCACAUUCGUACUCACACAGGUACAAAGCUGUACACCUGUGGUACCUGUGAGAGAUCAUUCACAUAUAAAUCUUCGUUGGACCAGCACUUAAAAAUCCAUACAGGUGAAAAACCACACACCUGCACAAUGUGCAACAAAUCUUUCAGAACAAAAGGUAAUUUGACGGUCCACAUGAGAAGACACACAGGUGAGAAGCCUUACUCCUGCAGCUUCUGUGGAAAAAGAUUCAGUGAGAAAUCACAUUUUAAUUAUCACAUUCGUACUCACACAGGUACAAAGCCGUACACCUGUGGUACCUGUGAGAAAUCAUUCACACUGAAAUGUCAUUUGGACCAGCACUUAAAAAUCCACUCAGGAGAAAAACCACAUUCCUGCACAAUGUGCAACAAAUCUUUCAGAAAAAAAGAAAAUUUGACAAUCCACAUGAGAAGACACACAGGUGAGACGCCUUACUCCUGCAGCACCUGUGGAACAGGAUUCUGUAGGAAAUCAACUUUGGAUCAGCACAUUCAUACUCACAAAGGUAUAAAGCCGUACCCCUGUGGUACCUGUGGAAGAUCAUUCACACAGAAAAAGUCUCUGGACAAGCACUUAAAGAUUCAUGCAGACAAUAAUGGUUAAACGUCCUAAACAUGUGGCAAGUCUCUCAGAAUUGGUGCUGACUUGAUGGUUCAUGAGAGAAGAACUGACACUGCUGAGAAGCUGUACCUUUGAUAUCUGAAAUCUGCUACAAAAGAGACUUUCGCUGCAUUUCCAUCUGCUGUUCCGGUUUGACUGUGUACAGUUCGGUAUGGUUCAGUUCUCAAAACAGCAAAAUAAUUUUUCACCCGUAUCGCUCUUCAUUUCAAUAAAAUGACAGCAAACUUAGAUCAGAGGUAUACAGUAUUAAACAGCUGUUUGAAUGAAAACACUACAACACAAGCUUUUGAACUUUUGUUUCAUGUUGAUGUUUUUCUUGUUCUUUUUGUUCAGAAUUGAACAUGAACAGAUUUUUCCACACAGUAAAUGUUGUGUCUGAAAUCUCACUAGUUAAAUCAGCUGGCUGCUCAUGCACAUUGACACAGGUGUAUGUUUCUUUGGUUUGUACACAGCUAUGUGCUGACAAGUUGGAGAGAAACAGAAACUGUGCACAUGCUUUCAGGAUUUGUAGUUUGAAUGACAGUAAAAAUGGAAAAACAUGUAUUUUUACACUAAUGUAUUACUUGUGUUUUAAAUGGUUAAAUUACUUGAAUUUCAGAACAAGCGUGUUAACUACAUGUUGUAACAAUAAAGUAUUGUGGCUUCUCUAAUGGCUUCACUUGAGGUAAGUUAUUCUGCUGUCUGUUCUUUAUAAAGUCUUUGAGGGCGUUUUGACCAAGUGGUCUGGUUCAGAUCAGCUCACUGCUGUACUAGUUAUUUGAUAAGAAUCUGAUUUUCAAGGAAGGACUGUUCUCUUUGAAAGUUAAAGCUCUGUAUUUUGAAAAAAAAUAAAUAAAUAAAUGUUCACCUCUUA